Messenger RNA from Strongylocentrotus purpuratus (purple sea urchin), 4651 nucleotides. RefSeq lists its product as uncharacterized. Gene Ontology annotation, molecular function: growth factor activity. Gene Ontology annotation, cellular component: membrane. NCBI's taxonomy places the organism in Eukaryota, Metazoa, Echinodermata, Echinoidea, Camarodonta, Strongylocentrotidae. The coding region runs from base 142 to 891 and encodes 249 amino acids. The transcript has 4 exons. The record is from RefSeq and is a predicted model, not a curated record.
GCUAUUCAAUUUACAACAUACUUUUCAAAUACUUUCAUCAUGUCAUGAUUAUAUAUUUUUUAAUCGCCAUUUUGAUUUCGAAGUUCUCCUUUUUUCUAAUUUCCUACACAGUUAUCUCGGCGGGUGACGGUGGAGCAGCGAAUGAGAAAAGUGAACUCAUUGGAAGACUAUUUGAAUGCACUGAGCUUGAAUGAUACCGACACACCGAGGUCAAGAUACUUUUUAAAUAGGAGUCCAUCAGCACUUAAUAAGAGGAGUUAUAGACGACUUGGGCGAGCGGGAUCAGCCGGUGGAUCAAGCAGCGACAGUGCUUUCUUCGCCAGGUUAGAGGAUGAGAAUGCCCGAGUGCAGUGUCAACCUCGCGACCGUGUGGUGGAUUCGUACGAGGAGCUGGGAAUACCACGAGGCUAUGGCGACUUCCUCUAUCCGGAAUGCAUCGUGGUUCGUCGCUGCAAGCAAGGAGGAUGCUGCGGGGACGAGCGGGAGUGCGUGCCGUCAAGAACGACCAAUAUCACCAUGAACUUCUUAAAAACCAGGCUGCAAAUCACCCGCGAGAUCGUGCACGACUUGGAGUGCGAGUGCCAGGACAAACCAUCCUUCUGCCCCGAGCCGGUGGUCGACUGCCCGGACAACAAGGUGUGGUCCUACAGCGAGUGUACCUGCAAGUGCCGGAACAGGUGCCCCAAGCCUUUCCUGCAGGACGAGGAUACGUGCGGAUGCGAUUGUCUCAGCCAGGACAGGAACUGCAAGAACAUCUACAGGGGAAGACGGAACGGGAAACUGUCGCGAGAAGAAUGCGAUUGUGUUCGGAAAGGCCUAUGCGGUAAGCCACCUUGUAUCAACGGAGGUUUCUCAAUAUCUGACUGCAAAUGCAUCAAUUCAAACAGCUGAGAGAAGUUCCUGCUUCAACGAGAUUCCUGAAGAUAGACCUUACACUCGUUAAAGGAUUCGAACAGUUCAUCUCGGUUUCAGAGAUGCAAGGACUCUUACUAUUUAUUCUGAAACGUGGUACGAUGUUACAAACAAGGAGGACAAUGCUUGCAAAACUUGAAAUAAUGCAGCACAAUGAAGUUAUUCGAGAACAGUGAAAAACGGAGUAAGACAGAGACUCAACGAGCGCUGUUUUGCUUUCCGGAAGAACGACUACUGUCCUGUCUUGGCCGUAAGUGGCGUACUAUCCUAAAAUCAGACGGAGAGGAUUCACGGAAUUUAAUAAUUUUUGUUUCGCGGUUCUUCUCUUUUCGGAUCACCCGACGUUACACCACUGCGUGCUUCUCACUUGGGAAGUAGUGAUGGACUGAUGGUCAUACCAAAUAUGAAUAUUCGAAGCUUCGUGAUCAACUUAUAUACUAAAAAAUAAUCAUGAGGUUUGUUUUUAUAUCAAUGUAUUCAAUUUCAAUUCUUGAUUCGCUGCCGUGUAUUAAAAAGUAAAGAUGUAUGUAAUUUUUUACAUAUGAAAACAGAAUGAUGUACAUAUUUAGGUAAAUGUAUCUAAUAUUAUUAAAUAUACUAUUUAAUCACCUUUUACAAACAGUUAUAAUGUCCAUAUUGAGCGCAUAGCAACUACUAUCGUACAUAGCUGUCGUAAUGUUAGUAUUUUGAAAUGUAUAGCAUCUCUUAGCCUUGUCAUGUGUAGUGGGAUUGGUGAGAUUUCAAAUUCGAAAUUUAGACAGAAAUAUCUUAAUCGUUGACAUGUAACAAAGUGUUGAUAAAUUUCAGAGAGAAUUAAAUAAAAAUGAUAUGUAAAUGUCCAUGUGUAUAAUAACGAAAUGUUUUUAAAUUAGCAGAUAAUUUGUUAUCAUUAUCAUAAUUUCCCUGUUGUGACUAUAUGAGACUUUGACAUUGUCAACAACAAUAUUAUUCGUUUUCAUUAAUGUACAGAAUUAUUUUAAAAAAAACGAAUAUUUAAUCUGUACAUUUAUGUAACUUAAGUUGACCAUGGUUUAAUUUAUUCUUAUUUUUUCAUCGAUAUCAAAAACCCUUUGGCUAUAUAAAGCAUAAAACUUCAAUAGUUUCCAUUUGCUAUUGGACGUUAGCUCUGUUAGCUCUGUUCGUUGUUGGUGAACACCAAAACUUAUGUAAUAAUCUUGUUCAAAUAUGGGUGCUAUAUAAAAUGUAUAUAAACACUACCAGUUUUAUUCUUAUCAUGUAUAUUAUGGGUCUAUUUAUGAUAUUUUCAUUUUUAUCUACAGUCUUUAACCGUUUCCUUGAAGUAUAGUGGAGCGGUUAAAAUGCCAUCAAGUGACAGAAUAAUCAAAAUAAUACAACUUGUUAGGAUACACUUAUAUUGAUUGUUUGCAAUAAGUUGAAUAAAUUUAUAAAGAAUAGCCAUACUGAGGUUAGUUUUCCACCAACAUUAUAUUAGUAUUUGAAAUCAGAUAAUAAUCAUUGAAUACUGCUUCAUUUCAUAUCAAUGAUUCGUAUGUGGGAGACCCCUUUGAAAAACAGCUUAUAAAAAUAUAGCUGACAAGGGCAAACCAUCCCACGAGUGGAGAAUACAUAAUAAAUGAAUAAUUUAAACAUAGUUUGAUCAUUUCAAUUUCAUCAAGUCCUUUUUUCCUCCUUUUGGGGGCCUCGAUGAAUAUUUUGGUCUCGACUUUAACAAUCUUACUCCUGAAGACCUGUUGGCAUCAAAAUGCUGCAGACCCUUUUUUUCUUCUUCAAUUCGUUUAUUCAUAUUCUAAAAUUUAAAAACUGAUGUGAAUAUUUUGGUCAUAAUAAUUAUUUUAGGUAAACGGAUGUGAGUAUAUAUUAACCGUUAUGCAUAUUGGUCUAUUGAAUAUACAGUGUUUAUGAUGGUGAGAAAUAUUGUAUUUAGUACUUCGACAAUUGCACCUGUAUUGAAAUCUCAAGGCAUUUUAUUUUUGUAUGCUUCUAUUGCCCGAAUCGUUCAAUCAAUUCUUUUUUCCCUGGGGGGGGGGGGGGGGUGGCGGGAUCGAUAGGCGGUGUAAGACCCUUUAUGGAAAUGUCAAAAAUAUUUCAAAAGUACUUUACGCCAUAAAAUAAUGUGAAGCCGUUAACAGUAAUUUCAUUUUUGUGAGCCUAUCAAUAUCUGACGUAUAUAAAUCAUUCUAUUUCUAAUCAUUAGAUAGAAAUAGAUACCUUUGAUUCUUCCGAAGUAGCAAAGCAUGUACUUUCGAGUAUGUGUAAAUAUUAUGAUUUAAUCUUUAUUUUUUAAAGUGUCUGUUGCAUCAGCUUGAUAUAUGAUCAUCUAUUAAUAUAUGAGCUGGAAUGAUUGAUUAUAACAUGUUUUAUUCUAGUCCCCACAUCUAGAAACUAUAAACUCAAAGGCAUUAUACAACUAUUCGACUACUACAAAUCAUUUUCAAACGUCGAAGUCGGAUUUUCUACGACGGAAUUUUAUGGAUUUUGAAAUACGAUCCGAAAUCAGAUAAAUGUCCCUUUUAUUUCAUCAUUCCAAAGUCCCGUAUAGAAAUUUGUAUCUCGUCUAACUUUAAUUCCCAACAUUCCAAUAGAGAUACCACUUUUGAAGGCAAGUACCACAUAAACCCAUAACAAACUUGACAACUUAUCACUCAACGAAGCGUAGUAAUUUCUGAAAUACAUCUCCUCACGGAACCCCCCUUUAGAACGUCUUAUCACCAUUUCUAUAUUCUGCAUGAAGUUUUAAAAUAAACGUAGAUGAAUUGUUUGUACACAGUCAUAUUUCAUUCCCCGGUCGGGCCCUUUCAUGCUGCACAUAAGUCACCGACAGGGGUUGGCUACUCUCUGAAAGAUAUUUUUUAGAGAUUUAUGAAUCUUAGAAUUUCCCGCCUGUGGUUAUCUGAACUCAAAACGGUUCCAGCGUUCACCGACACCAGAAACAUAUAUAACAUUUUAAAGUUUGCAGAUAUUGACCCGUUGUAGUUAAAGUCCCCUGUAAACAAUUGAAAAGAGUUCAAUAUGGGGAUGAUUGAGUUUUACCGGUGUUUUUUUUUAGUUGAUAGGAUGAUAAUUAAAGAGAAGGCUUUGGAAUAAGCUCUCAUCGCCAUAAUUUGGGUCAAGAUAAAUCAUUUUAAAAAGAAAAAAAACUGGGUAAUUUAGAUGAUAUGAGUGUCUUGAAUAAUAGAUCAAGUUUGGUGAUUAUAAUUCAUCCUUUAAUUGCUUCCGAUACGUGAGCUAAUGAUUAUCAGUACUGUAUGCCUGUUGAUUCAAUAUUUAGAGUCUGUUAGUGUAUUCUUAUUGUCUAUUUUCAUACAAAACAUCAUGAAAUGAUGUUCAUCUGUUAUCUAAUCAUGUACUUAAAUCGAAAAGGAUAUACUGUGUUGGUCCUUUCAAUGCGUUUUAACCCAGGCUGCAAACAAAAAAGGCUGAGACGGAUGAGCUGUACAAGUUUAGUUUUCGAGCAAUUUAUUAUACAUAUAUAUUUUUUUGAAAAUUUAUUACUAUAACUUGAAAAAAAAUGUUUCUGUUUUACUGGGCAUUUAUGCAUAUCUAGGUGAAUACAAUCCACAAUUUAUUGAAACAAAAUGUAUUUUCAUUCAGUCGGUAUAAUUAAGUCUGUAGUCCCAUUUUCAUUGUUUAUUCAUUAUAAAUCAAAAUAAAAUACCGGUCUAUGUUUCCUGAUAAUCCCGUCAUGUAUGGCGUGUAAACAAUAGUGUCACAGUACAAAGGUGCGCUUCGUGGUGAAAUAAAUAUUUUAAGUCAGUAA